UUGAUACGAAGCUUGGUAUGUUUUGUUUAUAUGUUUGUUGUAGGACUGUGUAAGAAGCAAAGCUAAUUUAGAGCCUUCUCAGACCAAACGAGGUGAUCCAAGAGUGGUCACGUGAUAUUUUCCAAACCGCUCGAUAGUUCCUAUUCUACUGCACUCCUGAGCUGAUGGCGGUUAUGAGAUAACUAGUAUCGUUAGUUUAUUUAAUAGUGAAAACGAAGCUAAGCGGAAGUGUGAAGAGGAGAGCAGACGGAGGAGUGUGUGUGUGUGUGUUACAUUCUGGUGCAGUAAUGUCAGAACUAAAGCCGUGUAAAUUGUGCAACCUGAGCCGUCAGCAAUAUUACGGUUUGAUGGCGGCGUCACUGAACCAACUCAAAGUAAAAGGUAGAGAAACUUUGGGCUACAGUGCUUCCAGAUCGGUGUCCGUGGUGCUCGAUGAUGAUGGAACCAUCGUGGAAGAUGACGCCUACUUCUUGUGUCUGCCACCAAACACUAAAUUCAUGUUGUUGCAAGAUAAAGAGACAUGGAAGCCUGCCAAGCGAUAUGAUGGAGGCACGGCGUGGCUAACACAGUCUUUUGACGUGGGCUUUGAUGUAGUAGACAGCACGCAUGGUGGCAUAGAACCCUGGCGCGGUUUAGCCGAGCAGCUGAGACAGGAUCUAGCCAGCAUCAUUCUUAUGUCUGAGGCAGACCUACAGAGUCUGGUUUCUGUACCUCGCACCAUCUUGGCCUCAGCGCUCACCUUCUCAGAGAAAAAAACUCAGGAUUUACAAGACACCGUGCAGAGAGUGCUGGACCGCAGAGAAGAGGAGCGGCAGUCCAAAGAGCUGCUGCAGCUCUAUCUCAAGGUUGUGGAGAAGGAGCGCAGCCAGGAUUUGCAACAAGGGGAUGAAGCAGAUGGCAUUGAGAUGACCUCGGCUGUAGGUUUUAACCCCAGGGUGCUGGUGGUUCUGAAAGGAACAACGAGUCCUGAAACAAGACUCUCCAAUGAGGAGCUGCAGAUGUUGCUGAAGCAGAGAGUGGACACGAUGAUGGGCGAGCUGGGCUGGGACAGAAACAGGAUUACGGCGUUACUCCAGGCCUGCGAGAAUGAGCUGAAUAAACGUCUGCAGCAGGUCCAAGCCAUACAGUCACUAAGAGCUCACUCACAGAACAGCAAUCUUGCUGUUGGCAAACGAAGGAAAUAGGCCAAGCAGUGUGUAGACUCGCCAGCGAUGCAUUUUACUCUCAGAGUUAUGGUGUUUUGGGUCUUGGGGUUCCAUUUAUUUUGAUACUCUUAAAGUUCUGACACUGAAUUGAUUGUGUAUAAUUUUUUUUUUUUAUUUGUAUAAAAAUGUUCUUAGUAUCUUGUGUUUAACAAGCUAGUUCAAAAACUGCUAAUUUCUUAUAUUUAGUUAUAUAGUAGAUACAAAGUCAGGCAAAAAAAAAUGUAUACACACUUCAGAAAAAGAAAAACUAUUUUAUAAAUAUUUAAAAACUAAAUGUAAUACUAUGUUAUAUAUAAUUUCAUGAUGAUAAUAAUAUGAUAAUAUAUUAAUAUAAUAUACCUCAUACAAUUUUUCUUUUUCCUGAAGUAUGUCUACGUUUUUGACUGACUGUGUGUGUGUGUGUGUGUGUGUGUGUGCGCGCGCGUGCUCAAUGCUGGUGUAAAUGAUAAAUACCAUUUAUGCCUAAGAUUUCUAAUUAAGCAGGAAUUUUUUUAUAUUUACAACUGUGACAUUUUUAGAUUUGCUGUACUGUUUACAGUUUUUAUAUAAUAAUCCAUAAUAUAGACACUAGACGUAGCUGUAACAGUUAACAGGUUGACUUUUAAAAAAUUAAAACAUUUCUCUUUUUUAAA
Clarias gariepinus (North African catfish) is the source of this 1837-nucleotide messenger RNA. It is a transcript of the gene dffa, whose product is annotated as DNA fragmentation factor, alpha polypeptide. Lineage: Eukaryota; Metazoa; Chordata; Actinopteri; Siluriformes; Clariidae. The transcript has 6 exons. The record is from RefSeq and is a predicted model, not a curated record. The coding region runs from base 288 to 1184 and encodes 298 amino acids. Gene Ontology annotation, biological process: regulation of apoptotic process; apoptotic process.